Molecule: messenger RNA, 3414 nt
Organism: Physella acuta
Lineage: Eukaryota; Metazoa; Mollusca; Gastropoda; Physidae
Biological process (GO): microtubule cytoskeleton organization
Cellular component (GO): microtubule
Molecular function (GO): microtubule binding; calmodulin binding
Source: RefSeq, a predicted model, not a curated record
CCGUCAAUUAGUCAGUCCCCAGGUGUUGCUGCUGACGUCACAAGUCUCCAGGUGUCGGCUGCUGCAGAUCUGUGAGUGCUAGGGCUCGUGCCUGACGUCAUCAGCUACCGUGCCAAUGUCUAAAAGGUCAUUGACCAGACCCUACCUGCUUGGUCGAUCUAACAGUCCCAGCUUUGAUGACCUACCUCAGCAACACCUCUCUGAGGAGCUGGACAUGGAGCAGAGCUACGUUGAGUUGGCCUCCGUCCCCAUAGACAAGUUGAGCACCAGCACCAUCCUCUCCCGCCCGUCCAACCUCUGCGUCCCUGCGGCCAGUCUCUCGCCACUCGAGCGCUUCUACCACUCGUACAUCGCCCAGUUUGACCUCCGUGAACCGGACUCGGGUCGUCGGGUCAAGGCCGCGAGGUACAUGAAGCGUAAAGCCUCAAGCUCCGUCUCAUCUGGCGGUAGUCUGGACUCCGUGCCCGGCCCGACAGCCAGCAAGGCGCUGGGCGAGCCCCUAUCUGUGUCCACACAGACAGAUCCGUCAGAACUUGGCAGCACUUCCGGUGGGAAAACGAAAGUAGACCGGAAAUGCUGCAGCCACAAGUUGAGCUGGCGAGUCGGCGAGUGCCAUAAACAUCCGGCUCUGGCCAACAUGGAGAAGCUGGGGAAGCUCUUCUACAACGAGCAGACCAAGCAAAUCGAGAUGGGUCGCAAGCCGGAGUGUCACACCUUUGAGCACUUGUUGCCCUCCAAGCUGGUCAGCAAGGGCUCGCACAUGAACGUCAGCCUCGCACGGGACCGUUUUAAAAUCAAGGACGAACAUGAGCAGUUCAGCAUCAACGGCAAGCACGCGCAGGUCAUCAUCGUGGGGGACCUGGAGCAGGAAGUCUGUGGGGCUGAGGCCACAUGCGCAGACUCAGAUGCGCAAGAGAACAAGAAAGUUAGCACGGACGCCCCCGUGUUCUCGGACAGCAAGAGGGCGCCCAUGAACAUCAGCGGCGAACACAUCUACAUCAACAUCGGCGGAGAGAACACGCAGAUCAAGACGUACAAGGACUACGGCACGGUCAACGUCCUGGGCAAGGAGGUCAAGGUCGCUCAGGAGACCCCAACAGACAAGCCAACUAUACACGACGCCGGUCACCCACUGACGCCUCAUGACGCCGGUCAUCCCUCGACGUCUGGUGACGCCGGUCAUCCCUCGACGUCUUCUGACGCCGAGGACAGGAAGACUCAGCCGGUACCUGACGGUGAGGUGUCAGGAGCCUCUUCUCAAGGUCAACCUGGGGUCGGGUGUACGGUGGCUGCCAAUGUGAAGGUCAACGAGUUAGAGGUCAGCGAGGUGAAAUCCGGUGCAGUGCUAAAGUUGACUGAUAUCCAAUUGGAUAUAAAUAUGGAUAAUAAAGAAGUGGAUGCAGCAGUAAAUAAAGACCUGGAUAAAGGGGUGGGUGGUAUAGAAGUGGAUACAUCAGUAAAUAAAGACCUGGAUAAAGGGGUGGGUGGUAUAGAAGAAGAUGUAGCUGUGGUUGAAGUGGAUAGAACUGACGAUGGUUUAAAGGUGGAUAACGUGGUGGAUAACGUGGUGGAUAACGUGGUGGAUAACGUGGUGGAUAACGUGGUGGAUAACGUGGUGGAUAACGUGGUCGAUAACGUGGUGGAUAACGUGGUGGAUAACGUGGUGGAUAACGUGGUGGAUAACGUGAUGGAUAACGUGGUGGAUAACGUGGUGGAUGCCGGUCAACUGGCCGCCCCAGUCGUGUGCGGGGAAGCGAUGAGGCCGACACAGGCGUACACGACCUUGAGAUACGAGCUAGACCUCGUGUCUCUGCCCUCAAGAAACGAGCUAGACCACGUGUCUCUGCCCUCAAGAAACGAGCUAGACCUCGUGUCUCUGCCCUCAAGAAACGAGCUAGACCUCGUGUCUCUGCCCUCAAGAAACGAGCUAGACCUCGUGUCUCUGCCCUCAAGAAACGAGCUAGACCUCGUGUCUCUGCCCUCAAGAAACGAGCUAGACCUCGUGUCUCUGCCCUCAAGAAACGAGCUAGACCUCGUGUCUCUGCCCUCAAGAAACGAGCUAGACCUCGUGUCUCUGCCCUCAAGAAACGAGCUAGACCUCGUGUCUCUGCCCUCAAGAAACGAGCUAGACCUCGUGUCUCUGCCCUCAAGAAACGAGCUAGACCUCGUGUCUCUACCCUCAAGAAACGAGCUAGACCUCGUGUCUCUGCCCUCAAGAAACGAGCUAGACCUCGUGUCUCUGCCCUCAAGAAACGAGCUAGACCUCGUGUCUCUGCCCUCAAGAAACGAGCUAGACCUCGUGUCUCUGCCCUCAAGAAACGAGCUAGACCUCGUGUCUCUGCCCUCAAGAAACGAGCUAGACCUCGUGUCUCUACCCUCAAGAAACGAGCUAGACCUCGUGUCUCUGCCCUCAAGAAACGAGCUAGACCUCGUGUCUCUGCCCUCAAGCUCCCACCCCAACGAAAAGUCGGAAGGUCAAGGUCAAGACGCGCCAGUGGCGUCAGAAGGUGACCAGGCAAGUGCGGAGUUCGAUGUGACCUCAGGGGUCAAACAGCUAACCAAUCACGUGACAGACAGUGAGGGGUCCAGCUGUGUUCUCAAAGAGUUUUCCUGCGAGGAGGAAGAAGAGACCUACGUGUGUGACGACAGCGGAUUGGUGGAUAUUUAUAAACUGAACAAGAGAGUGGCCUCUCAAAACCAUCAACUCAAAAAGUGUAUCAAAAAAUAUAGGGAUAAGACGGCCCGGCUGUUUCGGCUGGAGCUGUACAUGGACCAGCUACGGCUGGAGACGGAGGAGCUGAGAGAGAUGCUGGCCGGCAUUGACCGGCAGGGAGAGGCUCUCCGGUGUCAGGCGGCGGAGAUGAGGUGUACGGUCACGGCGGUCUGUGAUCUAGCAGUGGCCACCAUCAGUAAAGAGAGCGACGCCAAACGUCUAGAGCCGGCCUGCUACCGACGCUACACCAACAUCCGGUCGCCUGCUGACGCCACGGCAGCACUCGCUGCGGUCAGAAGCCGCCUGAAAGCCUUGGGCGAGCUGGAGGUUUUGAUCUACCGGAAACAGCUGGUGCUGCAUCACGUUCUGCCGACCUUGACCCAGGAAAAACCUCCAACAUCCAAGCGAGCCAAUCGCCUGGCCCACAAGACCGCUAAGAAUAAGCAAGGGGAAGCUACCAGCGCCAGUCCUACUGCUGUUGGCAACAUCGUUAUUGAGGUCGUCUCCCCUCUCGUUGAAAUCAAUCCCCAGAGCUGGUCCGAUGAUGCCAGCCGCACGGACUCCCCCGUCACGGCGCCGACACCAGAACCCCCGGACAACCUCCUGCUGCAAGGCACACUGGUCUAAGGUCAAGGUCAUGGCUGUUGGGUCAAAGUCGCUGCAGGUCAAGGUUGUACAAAUGCAAGCGUCCGCGAUAACAA